Molecule: messenger RNA, 2813 nt
Organism: Penaeus monodon (black tiger shrimp)
Lineage: Eukaryota; Metazoa; Arthropoda; Malacostraca; Decapoda; Penaeidae
Product: zinc finger protein Gfi-1b-like
Exons: 6
Coding region: 187-1686 (499 amino acids)
Cellular component (GO): nucleus
Source: RefSeq, a predicted model, not a curated record
UCUAGUGGUGGUAAAGCUGAGAAUCUUAAUGGUGAAGCUCACAUGGUGGUCAGUGGGCGAGCGAGCAAGUCAGUCUGUGUCUUCGCUACCUAGUCAGCAAGUGUCCCUAUGCAGUGUGCUAGACGUUAGUGCUCAGUGAAAGCUGUGAACAGUGACAUUGGUCUCCCGAGGGUCGACCAGGCAAACAUGUACAAGGAUAUUGCACCACAAACCAAAGAUAUGGGGACGGAGGGAAUGGAUGACAGCCCAGUGUCCCCCACGCGCCCACCACCCUCGCCGCCCAUGUCCCCCCACAGCCUGCCCGCCCAUGCCCGCGUCUCGGCUUUCUCCGUGGUCACCCCCCAUGCCAAGUCCUCUCCGGGGAAAGAAUCCGAGAGCCCCGUAGCAGGAUCCGUCCCGUCAGGUGCCCUCGUACCCCCCAGCGGGUACCUGAGCAGCACCUGGCCCCUGACCCCCGGCCUCCUGUAUCCUUACUCCUCCUCGCUCAUGAGAUCUUACGCCUCCGCCGCCACGCUGGGAUCCCUGUGGAACUCGGCGUCGCUCAGCUCACACACCAAACACUACUCAGCCGGCCCGAUGCCCUUGUCGCCCGAGAAGCGCGAGGAGCCCCUGAACCUGUCCCUGAAGAGCUCGCGGCCCACCAAGGCGGCCAUCUGGUCCCCUGCGUCGGCGCUCGAGCAGGAGGAGAAGGAGGAGUCCUUGCCGUCACCCACAGGUCGCCUCAGCCCGAUGGAUUCCAGCGACUGCGAGGCGCCGCACGCCCUGCACGACGACGCCUGCAGGGACCCCCGCGCGCCCCCCCUCGACCCCCUCAGCCUCCGCCUGGGCCUCCGUCAGUACGCCGACUUUGUGGUCAACCUGCAGGGCCUGGCGACGCGCGACAAAGAGACAGAGGGCCCCGUGCCCCCGCGGGACGAGGGCAUCUCGCCGUCGUGGUGCCCCUCCGUGUGGCCGUGGGCGUCCGUGUACCGUGGCGCCGACGUCUACUCCUGCCGCCACUGCGCCAAGUCCUUCAACUCCCCGCUGAGUCUCGACGUCCACGUCAAGAGGGCCCACUCGGCCGCCGCGCACCACAAGGUCACCGGAGGAGAUUUGUCCGACAGCGAGAAAAUCCUGCCGCCGCCACCCAGCCUCAUCCCGAUCUCCAGCGCCAGGACCGAGAAGACCUUCCAGUGCAAGCAGUGCGGCAAGUGCUUCAAGAGAUCGUCCACGCUCUCCACCCACCUCCUCAUCCACUCUGACACCCGCCCAUACCCGUGCCAGUACUGUGGAAAGCGGUUCCACCAGAAGUCGGAUAUGAAGAAACAUACGUAUAUCCACACUGGCGAGAAGCCCCACAAGUGCGUGGUGUGCGGCAAGGCCUUCAGCCAGUCGUCCAACCUCAUUACGCACAUGAGGAAGCACACCGGCUACAAGCCCUUCGCCUGCGGACUCUGCGACAAGGCCUUCCAGCGCAAGGUGGACCUCCGGCGCCACCGCGAGUCCGUCCACCCGAACUGCGAGCACAUUCCGCCUCCGCCGCCGCAGCCCUUCCCCGCGCACAACAACCACGAGGCCAACAACAACAAUAACAACAACGACAACAGCAGCGACAACAACAACGACACGACGGCCACCAACAACAAUCCCUCGUCGGAGCUGGACGCCUCGGCGACCAGCGAAACGGUCCUGGGCACGCAGAUAUAGGCCUCGAGGGCGGGAGACGGGGUUGUGCGUCCCUCAAUGUCUGUCCAAGGAAGAACCUUCCCCCAACCCCACCAUCGCGAGCCGAGAGUGGAGUGGGAGGAAGUGUAUAUAGAGAUAUUUAUAUACAUGAAGAUGUCUAGUACUAUCACGCUAAUGUAUUCUGACAGUGUACUUCAGUGUUGACCCAGCAGUGCCCGGUGGUGGAGAUCGUAUCGCUGUACCACAGUAUUGCUCAAGGGCACAGUACACGGUUUUCGCACUCGGUGUGGGUGUUACACCUUUUAUACACAGUUGUGUGUAGUGUAUGUACAUUGGUGUGUACAGAGAUGGGGCCCCCGGCGUCGCUAGAGACAUGCCGAAGGAACUGGCAUUAGACGCGGGCGGGCACUGUAGCUAAAGAGGAAAAAAUGUGUAUUCAUUUCGUUUUUAAUUUCUUGUUGAGUUGGAUCCUUUCGAACCGUCUCGAAACUCUAGAAUCUCCGUCGGAGACUUGACAAGUUUCUUGCCUGAGUCGGGAUACGCGUUACACUUCAUCAUCCGCUAUCUGGUCCUGACUCGUCUCCAGAACAAGAAGAUGAGGCGCCGACCUGUCAUGCCGCCUCGGGCGACAGCCUGGGCACGGACCAGGGCAGUCUCGUAGUCAUUCGCGAGGUACAAACCCUUCAGUAUUAGAUAGAAGAAAGCGAGAGGACCGCACCCAAGUGUGAGCUCUUCCUCCUCGAACUGGGCGGCUUUGCGCUCACAUCCCGCGGUGGUCAUCCUUCGGGUCUGAGGGAGAGACGCAAGAAACACCACUGGACCCUCCUGACUUUGGAGCAGCGUUCAUUGGCCUCGAGGAGUUCCUUCCGGGCACACCGGCGCCCCUGUCUCCUGAGGCUGAAAGGACGAUCCUCAGCCAAUAGCCCCCCCCUACGAGACCUCCUUCACACUUGGCUGAUUCAACGCGCGUCUUCGCACGCAGUCGCUGGAGGCGGGAAGGCCCACCUCGCUGUCUUAACUUGUGGAAGAAGAACCAGAAGGAAGAAAGGGCACCGAAGGAACCCCUUCUGGAUCCCUAACCACCAGCGGCCCAGAAAGAAACUGCCGACCUCUGCCAGAAAGAGGCGGACAGCAGUCGGCGACACACA